Messenger RNA from Rhincodon typus (whale shark), 3451 nucleotides. RefSeq names its product flavin-containing monooxygenase FMO GS-OX5-like. The record is from RefSeq and is a predicted model, not a curated record. Lineage: Eukaryota; Metazoa; Chordata; Chondrichthyes; Orectolobiformes; Rhincodontidae. The transcript has 4 exons. Gene Ontology annotation, molecular function: NADP binding; flavin adenine dinucleotide binding; N,N-dimethylaniline monooxygenase activity. Bases 307 to 1611 code for a protein of 434 amino acids.
ACAGCUGUUCACUGAAGUUUUCGUGUUAGAAAAAGAACAUCCAUCAAUUAGGGGAGAAGACAUGGUAACUCCGGUAGAGCUGCCAGACAUUCAGAAGGGUCAGAUUCUCAGUUUCAGUCUUCCAGUUGCUCAUUUUUUUCUCUGUUAAUGAGACAAGACCUCACUGGAGUGGAGAGAGUGUCACGUAACCCUGAUUUAGAAACAAAAUCUGCGAAAAACAGGCAACGAGUUGGACAAACAAACGUCCCUUGAGUAAAGGACCUUGGAAAUGACUAAAGUUCAGAUUUUUUUUUAAAGUCAUUAGUGAUGAACUACCACAAGCUAAAGGUAGCGGUCAUAGGAGCAGGGGCAAGCGGUCUGUGCGCUGCUCGCCACCUGCUAUCCAGGCCACACGUUUUCGCUCCCCCUGUGGUCUAUGAGCUGUCUAACUGUGUUGGAGGCACUUGGGUUUACACAGACAAAGUGGGAAGGGAUGACUACGGCCUGCCUAUUCAUUCCAGUAUGUACAGGGAUUUAAGGACUAACCUUCCAAAAGAAGUCAUGUCCUUUCCGGAUUUUCCAUUUGAUAGUCAACUCCCUUCUUUCAUCCAUCAUAGUGACGUGAGGUCAUAUCUGGAACAAUAUGCUGAUCACUUUGAAAUUCAGCCCCACAUAAAGUUUCGUACACAUGUUGAACUGCUGAAUCCUGUUUCUGGAACCACUGGAGAUGCUUGGAAUUCAUGGGAAAUAACAUCUUUGAAUCUGAACAAUCAUUGUCGUAAUACAGAGAGAUUUGAUUCUGUUAUUGUUUGUAAUGGCCAUUAUUCUGAACCUUUCAUCCCACACAUUCCUGAAAUUGAACAUUUCAAAGGACAGAAAAUGCACAGUCAUGAAUACAGGUUUGCUGAGCCUUUCACUGGGAAGAAUAUGGUUCUGCUUGGUGCUGGUCCAUCUGGAACAGAUAUAGCAUUGGAAUUGUGCUCAGUUGCAAAGCAAGUUGUCUUGAUACACGAUCAUUCACUGAUAACCUCAUCAAUGCCUCCAAAUUUCCUGCAGGUCAAAGGUGUGAACAGAUUUUCAGAGAAAGGAGUGAUUUGUAACGAUGGAAUUGAAUAUCCUGCAGAUGUAUUCAUGUUCUGCACUGGAUAUAAAUAUUCUUUUCAGUUUCUUGGAAAAAAUGUUUGUUUAGAGGUCAAAGAUCAAAGAGUUACUCCACUUUACAAACAUAUUGUUCAUACAACCUUUCCAACUCUCUUUUUUAUUGGUUUAUGCAUGACUGUUUGUCCUUUUCCUUUGUUCCACAGCCAAGUCUUGUUUGCUUUGGCAUCUUUAGAUGGUACCUAUAAGAUACCACCUAAAGUUGAAAUGGAUGCAAUUACAGAGCAUGAAUACCAGUUCUGUUUGCAAAAUGGAAUUCCUCACAGACAUUUUCAUAAAUUGGAUAGUCGUCAGUGGGGCUAUAUUGCUGAGUUAGCCCAGUUAUCCAAAACAGACUCCAUACCACCUGUUACAAGGGAUUUGUAUGAAGCAAACAAGAAAUUUAGAAACCAAGAUCUGUGUAAUUAUAAAAGGUUUAACUACAAGAUAGUAAGCCAUGACACAUGGAUAACAGUGAAGCCUAAACCAUUAUAAAACUGACAGUCUGAUGGAUGGAAGAUGCAAAUCAAAGGAAUGACAAUCAACCAGCUAGAUAUGUUAUGUGGAAACAAUAGUGCAGUUUUUCCCAUCUUUUCAUUUGGAUUUAGAAGAUCUGCAGUGUUAAAUAUACAGUAUAGAGGGAAAAUGGGCAAAGAUCAUGCAUCGCAUGAAAGUCUGUCCAUUUCUUGUCUAUAAAUUUAAGUAGAUGGAAUAUUAGGAAUACUUGCUCAUUUAUGAUAUGUAUAGUCCUUCCUGUAGUUAUUUUUUCUUCUGUAUUUGUUGUACAAAAGCAAGCUUACUUACCCAACUGAUCUAAAUGGCCAGCUGUAGUAGCUGCAAAAUGUGUUCAAUGUGUUGUGUGUGCAAAUACAAAUUAUUAGCAUAAAAAUGCAAAGAAAUACUGUUGCAGAAUACCAUUCAAUCCCAUUUCUUGUAAAGCCUUAGGAACUAUGCCAUUGCAUCAAUUUGUUAUUCUUUUGCUAAAUGUUACUUGCUUCUUUUUGUUGCCAAAGUUUGGGAUAAAUCAUUGAUCCUGUAUAAAGAAGUUGCUUAACUUAGACAGAUGGCGGAGAAUCAAUUGCGGUUUCUCAGAAUUACACUAACAAAAUUCUAGAAAGUUUCAAGCUGGUCUUGAUUUCAGGUCAAGCAUGUAAGAAUAAAGAAGAAAUACGAGCUAUGAGGUUUGUAAAAAUCAUAUAAUUAAUUCUUUAUUAAAUGGGCAGCCCUAUAGAGAGCAAAUAAACCAAACAUUACACAAGGUACCAAGACACCAAUUGGAAUUUUGCAUUCAGUGGCAAGUAUAAACCUCAGCUGGGUGUGUAAAUAAUCUAUACCCUUUGGCCCUGAUCCAUAAACUAUCCAUCAUACAAAAUAAAUGGGUCAGCUGGUCUACAUCAUUCAUCUGUUAAAGGCUUUAAGUACUGUUAAAAAUGGAAUAAUCUAUUCCUUGCUAAUUAGCUAAAAUAUUUGCACAAACACAAUGCCAUGAUUUACCAAAUCUGUCUUAGAUUGCCAACAUGUCUUAAAGAAUGCAUGCACCAUAUUUUCUACAGUAAACAGAACAUAAUGAAUAAGCACAGUCAUUUUUAACGGUUAGAUCUUUCUCUCCUGAUAUUGGACACCUAAGCCUCCACGUUAAUGACCAAUUUGAUAUUUUCCCAGCCAGAAACCACAUGAAGAUGAUGUGCUGGAGUCUACAAUUCUGCAAAAGUAUUUGCAGAUAUUAUAAAUAUGCGUAUCGUUGUUACAUGCAUAUCACUUUUCACUUUACAAGCACACUUCUUUAAAUUUUGAGAUGAUCAGCUGUAGGACUCUUUCACAGUAGCAGCCAUCCUGGUUCUAUUGAAAGACUGGGAUUCUUUCGCACUGCCAAUAAUCAUGGAAUCAUACUUGAGCAGAAACAGGCUUCCUGUGCUGGAAAAUCAUUACUGAUUUUCAUAAAAUCUGCAAGCAAGAGCUGAUGAUGUGAUGAUGUAAUUAUGAUCAGCUUUCAUUGGAAACAAUCAGAAUGAAACAAAAUUCUGUUUAAGUAGUAAGCAUUUAACACGUUAAAAUUAAAAUAGAAAAAGUCAGUUUGUUUUUGAUGUUUUAUGUUUAUAUUGUCAAAAGUAGCAUUCUGAAUAUUAAAGCAAAGUAGUGCAGGGUGCUUGAACUAUUAUGAAACUUUGAAAAGUGAUUAAUUUGAAAUAUUAACUCUGCUUCUCUCCACAGAUGCUUCCAGACCUGCUGAAUGUCUCAAGUAUUUUUUAAUUAUAAAUAUUAGUUGGAUACAGUAAAAUAAAAUUUGACAUAUAAAUUUCUUUGUAAAAAAUAGAAUAAAUUCUUGAUUACAAUA